Mycosarcoma maydis (corn smut) is the source of this 1686-nucleotide messenger RNA. Its product is annotated as putative DEAD box protein (RNA helicase). The record is from RefSeq and is a predicted model, not a curated record. Gene Ontology annotation, molecular function: RNA helicase activity; ATP binding; nucleic acid binding. The coding region runs from base 1 to 1686 and encodes 561 amino acids. Lineage: Eukaryota; Fungi; Basidiomycota; Ustilaginomycetes; Ustilaginales. The transcript has a single exon.
AUGCCAAAAGCAUCAGCCUCAUCGGCAAAAAUGACGGCUUCCACCUCUAAUGUUUCGUCAUCAAAUUCUAAGCUUAAGAAGAGCAAAGCAUCGUCGCCUUCCGCAUCUCCGGAGGUAUCAACACCAAGCACUAGCAACAGCAAUGACGACCAAGAUGGACAUGUCAGUGAGGACAUGAGCGAUGCCGAGGAAGGCGAAAGUCAAGAGCAUAGUGCCAGUGGAAGCGGGAUCAGUGAUCAUGACGAUGACGACGACCCUUCUGCCGACAAGGACUCACCAGCAGCAGACGAGGAACAGGACGAGAAAAAGGUAGCUACCAUUGCCGAUGAUGGCAAGAAGGUUGAGUUCUCUGAUCUUGGCGUUAUUCCGCAAAUCGUCGAAGCGUGCACCAACAUGGGCUUCAAGCAUCCCACUCCCAUCCAGGUCAAGGCGAUCCCUGAAGCGCUCCAAGCACGCGACGUUAUCGGUCUCGCCCAAACUGGUUCCGGAAAGACCGCCGCCUUCACGAUCCCCAUCCUUCAAGCAUUGUGGGACAAUCCCAAGCCUUUCUUCGCAUGCGUGCUGGCACCUACGCGUGAGCUGGCUUACCAGAUAUCGCAGCAGGUCGAAGCGCUCGGCUCGACGAUUGGCGUACGUUCCGCCACCAUCGUGGGUGGUAUGGAUAUGAUGUCGCAGUCAAUCGCGCUCUCCAAGCGUCCACAUGUGAUCGUUGCCACUCCUGGUCGUCUGCAAGAUCAUUUGGAAAACACAAAGGGUUUUAGCUUGCGUGGAUUGCAGUACCUCGUCAUGGACGAAGCUGAUCGAUUGCUCGACAUGGACUUCGGACCCAUCAUCGAUAAGCUGCUUCAGUCCAUCCCACGCGAGAGGAGGACCAUGCUGUUCAGCGCUACCAUGACCACCAAAGUCGCCAAAUUGCAGCGUGCUUCGCUCAAGAAUCCUGUGCGCGUCGAAGUCGACACCAAAUACACCACCGUAUCCACGCUCAAGCAGCACUACAUGUUCAUGCCGUUUGCCCACAAAGACACGUACCUGGUGCACCUUGCCAACGAACAAGCAGGACACUCGAUCAUCGUCUUCACACGUACCGUGCACGAUUCACAGCGACUCUCGAUCCUGUUGCGUCUACUCGGGUUUCCUGCUAUCCCGCUUCAUGGUCAGCUAAGCCAGCAGGCGCGUCUCGGUGCGCUCAACAAGUUCAAGACUGGCGGUCGAUCGAUUCUCGUCGCAACCGACGUGGCUUCUCGAGGUCUCGAUAUUCCUGCGGUCGACUUGGUCGUCAACUACGACAUCCCCACCAACUCGAAAGACUACAUCCAUCGUGUCGGUCGUACAGCGCGUGCCGGUCGAUCAGGUCGUUCAGUCACCUUGGUGACUCAGUACGACGUUGAGCUGCUUCAACGCAUCGAGGCUGUCAUCGGACUCAAGAUGACAGAGUUCCCCGGAGGAAACGACAAAGAAGCCGUGAUGCUACUGAGCGAACGUGUCGCCGAAGCACAUCGUGCAGCGGUGAGAGAGUUGAAGGACAAGGGCGUAGGAAGUGCAGGUGGCUCGGGCAAGCGAAAGAGAAAGAUGGAUGGCAAGUACGGUGACGACAUGGACCGAGACGACGAUCAGGUUCAAGCUGGGUUGCCCGUCUCUGGAAAUGGACGACAUCAGAACCAGAACAGGAAGAAGGGUCGUCGCUGA